Molecule: messenger RNA, 2865 nt
Organism: Cucumis melo (muskmelon)
Lineage: Eukaryota; Viridiplantae; Streptophyta; Magnoliopsida; Cucurbitales; Cucurbitaceae
Product: linoleate 13S-lipoxygenase 2-1, chloroplastic-like
Exons: 7
Coding region: 594-2636 (680 amino acids)
Biological process (GO): lipid oxidation
Molecular function (GO): oxidoreductase activity, acting on single donors with incorporation of molecular oxygen, incorporation of two atoms of oxygen; metal ion binding
Source: RefSeq, a predicted model, not a curated record
AGAGAUGUUUCAGUGGACCUGCUGAUCGAGCUGUAUCUUUUUUAAAAAAAAUAAAAGCCAUUAGAUCAGUUCCCUUUAAUGUAGUUAUUGUGAUUUGUUUUCAAAGAAUUUACAAGAGGAAAAUAAGGUCGAUAAGAUGCACUCAUAUAUCUGACUAGAUUCACAAAUUAUUAAUGGCCUAAGUGAAGAAGGUGAUUCAUGGUCACAUAAAAAUAAUUACAAAUAAUGAAUACAAUUACGCACUGAAGUACUGAGUAGAAGCCAAUUAUUAAUGGUCCACAAGAAAUAGUACAAUGUGUUGUGUUGAAUAGAUUGGUUAAUUCAUGGCACAAUAUAACAAAUUAAGCUCCCCCUCCAAAACUUGACUCACGGCUUUUUCCUUUUCAUGUUGUACACUUUGUCCAAUAUACUGUCCUUUUGAAUAGUUGGGUGAUUCUAAAAAUCACUUGUGAAAUAAUUCAAAUAUAAUAAAUGAAACCAAACUUCUAAAAAUCACUACUACAAUCAUAACUUUCAAACAAGAAAAAACAUAGCUUGAACGAUUAUAUAUAUAUAUAUAUAUACAUGCAUGUGCCUAACGAUUUGGUACUGCGAUGUAUGUUCAGUCAUACUUGCCACCAAAUACACCAGAUGGACUAAAGAGAUACAGAAGAGAAGAGCUUAGGAAUUUGCAAGGCAGUGGGUACAAGAAACAUGAGAGCCACCAUAGAAUAUACGACUAUGACGUGUACAAUGAUCUCGGUGAUCCUGACAAAGGUGUUCGCUAUUCAAGACCCAUUCUUGGUGGUAAACAAUUUCCUUAUCCUCGACGUUGUAUGACGGGUCGUCCUCGGACCUCAUCAGAUCCAUUAUCAGAAGUCAGAAGUAUGGAGUUUUAUGUGCCACGAGAUGAAGCAUUCUCCAUAUCAGAACAAGGAAAUACAUUGAUGAAGGCAUUUUAUUCCAUGUUAUAUGGCUUCUUACCAGCUUUAGAGAACAUCUUCACUGAACAUAAUUCCAAUCUCUUUGAAACAAAACAUCCUUCUCCUUUUGCUAGACUUGUCCAAAUCCUUACUGAUAAGGCCAUGGAUAUCUUACUCUUGCAUUCUUCGCAAACAUCCUAUGGGGACAAAUUCUUUUGGUUUAGAGACGAGGAAUUUGCUAGACAGACCCUUGCAGGUCUCAACCCGUAUAGCAUAAGACUUGUCACGGAAUGGCCAUUGAAGAGUGAGCUUGACCCUUCUAUUUAUGGUUCCCCUGAAUCCGCAAUCACUGAUGAAAUAGUUGAGCAACAAAUAAAAGGAAUCAUGAGUCUUGAUGAGGCAUUGAAACAAAAGAAGUUAUUUAUAUUAGAUUAUCAUGAUGUGUUCAUACCAUAUGUAGCAAAGGUAAGAAAGCUGAAAGGGAGAACGUUAUACGGUUCAAGAACAUUAUUUUUCUUAAACCCAGAUGGCACUUUAAGGCCACUAGCCAUUGAGCUUAGCAGACCACCCAUUGAUAACGAACCACAAUGGAAAGAUGUUUUCACACCAUGUUGGGAUGCCUAUGGCCUUUGGCUUUGGAGGAUCGCGAAAGCUCAUGUGCUUGCUCAUGAUUCUGGUCAUCAUCAACUUAUUACUCAUUGGCUGAGAACCCAUUGUUGCGUGGAACCUUACGUAAUUGCUACUCACAGACAACUAAGUGCAGUGCAUCCCAUUUAUAGACUAUUGCAUCCGCACUUUCGGUAUACCAUGGCGAUCAAUGCAGCGGCUAGGGAAGGCCUUAUCAAUGUAGAAGGGCUUAUUGAGAAUAUCUUCUCAACAGGAAAAUAUUCUAUGGAAAUUAGUUCCUUGGUCUAUGACAAACAAUGGCAAUUCAACUUAGAAGCUUUACCUGCUGACUUAAUUCACAGGGGAUUAGCUGUUGAAGAUCCCCAUGCAGCUCAUGGUCUAAAGUUGAGUAUUGAAGACUACCCUUUCGCUAAUGACGGGCUAAUUCUUUGGGAUGCCAUCAAAGAAUGGGCUACAGAAUAUGUAAAUCAUUACUAUCCCAACCCAAGUGUUGUGAAUUCAGAUGAUGAACUUCAAGCAUGGUGGACAGAAAUUCGAACUGUAGGCCAUGCAGAUAAAAAGGAUGAACCAUGGUGGCCAAUUCUCAACACUCCUAAAGACCUCAUUGACAUUGUCACAACCAUCAUCUGGGUUACUUCAGGGCACCACGCUGCGGUUAACUUCGGACAAUAUUCUUUCGCGGCUAGUUAUUAUCCAGCUCGACCUAGUCUUACACGACUCAACAUCCCUACAGAACAACCAAACUCACAGCUUUGGAAUUGCUUUCUUGAAAAUCCAGAAAACGUGUUUUUAGAAACUUUUCCUUCGCAUUUUCAAGCUACGUUACUUUUGUCGAUUUUGAAGAUAUUGUCAAGUCAUUCUCCAGAUGAGGAGUAUUUAGGAGGGGAUAUGGAAGCAGCAUGGGAAGAUGAGGAUGUUAUAAAGGAAGCAUUUUAUAAGUUUAGAGCAAAAUUGCAAAAUUUGGAAGUGAUUAUUGAUGAAAGAAAUGCUAAUCCUAACUUGAAAAAUAGACAUGGAGCAGCUGGGAUUGGACCUUAUCAACUUUUGAAGCCAUUUUCAGAGCCUGGUGUUACAGCAAGAGGGGUUCCUAAUAGUGUUUCCAUUUAAAUAUUUUCUUACAAAAUCGAAUCGUAAAAAGUCGUGUAAAUAAAAAUGACUAUUAAUCGAGGAGAAAAUAAUAUCGGGUAUAUGAAUUAUUUGAAAUGAUAUUUUACCUUCCAUUCUGUCUUUCUUUACUGUAAUAGCUAGCUAGCUUUAAUCAUGUUCCAUGUACUACGUGUGGAAACAACUAUAAGUUACAAAUAAUAGCUCAUUUGACUUAAAGGUUUCCUAAGAU